AUGUGUUGUAACUAUUACAGCAACUCCUGUGGCACUGGCUAUGGCUGUGGAUAUGGCUCUGGCUCUGGCUGUGGAUAUGGCUCUGGCUCUGGCUGUGGAUAUGGCUGUGGAUAUGGCUCUGGCUAUGGCUGUGGAUACGGCUCUGGCUAUGGCUGUGGAUACGGCUCUGGCUAUGGCUGUGGAUACGGCUCUGGCUAUGGCUGUGGAUAUGGCUCUGGCUAUGGCUGUGGAUAUGGCUCUGGCUAUGGCUGUGGAUAUGGCUCUGGCUAUGGCUGUGGAUAUGGCUCUAGCUAUGGCUGUGGAUACGGCUCUGGCUAUGGUUGUGGAUAUGGUUCCAGGUCUGGCUGCUGUGGCUACCAACCAUCUUGCUACAGAAGAUGCUAUUCUUGCUGUUAG
Messenger RNA from Apodemus sylvaticus (European woodmouse), 396 nucleotides. Its product is annotated as keratin-associated protein 6-2-like. Bases 1 to 396 code for a protein of 131 amino acids. Gene Ontology annotation, biological process: hair follicle development. The record is from RefSeq and is a predicted model, not a curated record. Lineage: Eukaryota; Metazoa; Chordata; Mammalia; Rodentia; Muridae. The transcript is spliced from 2 exons.